This is a messenger RNA of Cooperia oncophora, 2109 nucleotides long. NCBI's taxonomy places the organism in Eukaryota, Metazoa, Nematoda, Chromadorea, Rhabditida, Trichostrongylidae. The record is from the annotation of a GenBank genome assembly.
AUGUACUCGGAAAACGAUGAGGAUUUCGGAUCCAAUGAAGCAUAUAAACUCGAUGAAUGGGUUUUUAAUCACGUUGAGGACUUCUUCAAUCAGGCGAGAAAUGACUCCGAGUUAGAGCAACGUCUUAUGGCUGACAAGCAGGUGUUUUUCCUCCAUCUUUUAGGCCUCGAUACCAACGGUCAUGGGAAUAAGCCACAUUCUAAGGAGUAUCUAGAUAAUAUUGAAGUGGUCGAUCGCGGGAUAGAACGCACGCAGAAGACUAUUAACGAGUUUUUCAACGACACAUCCACUGCAUUUGUGAUGACGGCUGAUCACGGAAUGACGGAUUGGGGUUCGCAUGGAGCAGGAAGCGACGAAGGAGGUACUGACCCCGUUUAUCGCAUGGGGAGCUGGAGUGCAGAAAGGAGGCGUGACGAGUACCAUUUCUCAGAUCUCACACCGUUGCUUGCAUCACUGAUUGGGGUAGCUGUGCCUGUGAAUUCAAUGGGUGUUCUUCCUACACAAAUCCUUGACGUAUCGCCAAAUUAUCUCUUCAAAAGCAGUUUCGCCAAUUUUCUGCAGGCAAGACUCAAAGAGCAGUUCUUGGUGCUGAGAGAGGAGAAAGCGAAACGUCUUUGGUUCCAAGAUUUCGACACAUUUGGCCUUGAAAGCGUUGCUAUGCUUGGAAUCAGAAAGAAUGAAUGCUCAGCAAAGUUACGCCGAUUCGCUAGCUGCUGGCUUCGUUGUUGUGAGAAAAGGCGGAUGUACAUAAAGAAAGCGAUAUUUCACUACCACCGUUAUGAUCGGGCAUUCCUCGGAGCAGCGAUCAGUUGCUGUUUCAUGGCAUGGAUAGCGCUUGUGUGGUGUUAUCUCACGAGAGAUCGCUCGGUACCUAUAUUCACGCGAAAAACAUUGGUUCCAAAUAGGAUAUUUUCUGGUCUACUCGUCUGUUUGGCAGUUUUCUGCCUUUACUGCAGGCUUCCACUAAUGAACUGGUUCUACUUGUUACUACCGCUUUUCCUCGUUUCUGUCAUUGAGAAUGUUCUCAAUGUGACACUAAAUGUCUACUCGUUUAUUGGUUACUGUAUUACUAAUUACUCCACGGUUUCUUUUACAUUUAUGCUUCAACCCUUCCUUGGACUCAUUGCAACAAGUAUUCUUCUUUUCAUUUACGUUAUCAUAUUCAUAGAGCGUAGGUUUUUGGCGGCAUUGUUCGUGCUGUUGACGUUCGUGCCGAACUUGUAUAGCUCAAAAGUAGCUGAGGAGUGGAAGAGGAUCUGGCAACUGAUGUGUGUGGUUCUUCUGCCGUUUCCGUUCCUUCCUAAUGUUGGAAAAUCCGAAAUCCCGCUCUUGUGCGUUGGUGCGUCCCUGCUUCUAGCUAUAAUACUACGAAAAUUAUCUCGGCACCCGUUACUGGAAAAGAAAACUAAUGACUUAUACAAGUUAUCAGUGAUGUUAGUCACAACAGCACUAUUGAUUGUGGUCUCGUCCUAUUUAUUCCAAAAGGUGGGGAUUUUUACUCCAUCUGUUCGUUUUCUGUGUCCUUCGAUAUCGUUCAGCCAUCUGUCAGACGCUGAAUUUCUUCAGCUUCCAGCUGAUCAGUCUGUAGAUGCAGGCUGCUCGUCGCGAUCCAGUCGAGUCACAGGCGCUGAACUAAGAAGAGCGGUGAUUUGUGUCAGCUUCGUAUUGGCUACGAUGUUUGGAACUGGAAACUUUGCUUCAAUGAAUUCAUUUAAUCCGUCAACUCUCAGUCGUUUUAUUUCAGUUUUUAGCCCAUUCACAAUGGCAACGUUAUUGGUGUUAAAAAUAUUCAUACCGUUGUUGAUGAUAUCGCUAUUGUUCGCAGCGGUUCUACGGUUUAAUCACGAGGCUAUACAACGGCUUUCAUGUUUGGUGCUCAUUAUUACAGAUCUCAUGGCUAUGUGCUUUUUUCAUCAACUCAAGGAUGAUGGCAGCUGGUUGGAUAUAGGUUUAAGUAUAUCUCAAUAUUUAAUAUCAAUGUGUAUGUCCGUUGCUCUCUUACUAUUACUACUAUGUGCCAGUACUUUAAUGACUACCACAUUGUCUCGGAAUAAUAUCGAGCAAAUUAAAAACGUGUUAAAAGGCGAACAAAAUGAUUGCCUUCUUUGA